AUGGAGCAAUCUGCACUGCUCUUUGACGACUUCGCGACCGCUCAUGCAGACGAGAAUGGCUGGAUGAUCGCGACCACCAUCUCACCUGAACCUCCCAAACACGAUCCUGGCCGGCUGUACAAGUUCCGCAACAUCAACGCAGGCUCGAUCCGCACAGAUCUCCAAUACAAGUUGCAGUACAACCCAGUCCUGCGUAUAGACAAGAAGGAAGCCCAGGCAUGGCUGGAAGUCUUUGUCACGUACCACAAAUUCGUGGCUUGCCUGCUGCAAGCUGAAGAAGCGCAGACCGCAGGCAAGGUCAACAACGCCAACUGGAGUAAAGUCUACGAUGACUGGAAGGAGGUCGUCAACAUACUCUACCGCGGCUACACAGGCAACUCCUUCGCAGCCUGGACUAUUCCUUGUCUCUACGUCGCAGGACGCUACUUGCGCAUCUUUGCCAUUAAGGCCGACGAAGAGCUCGCAAUAAAGCGUGACAGCGGCAUGGCCUUUGGUGGCAUCCUGGAUGAGGAUGCCUUCGACGCAAGCAGCAAGAAUGACAAGCUGGAGGAUGCUGGACGUCAAAUCAACCGUGUCUUCGCCCUCUGCCUUGGUGACCGCGCUCCGCUCGAAGACUCACGCAAGUGGGCACUCUACUAUGUCGCCGUUCUGCUGUUCAAAACGCAUUUCAAACUCAACCACAUCUCUCUUUCCAAGAAUAUCCUGAAGUCGAUCUACGCUGGUGGUAACGACAUGCCGCCGUUUGACAACUAUCCAAAGAGUCACCAGGUAGCGUUCAAGUACUACGUGGGCGUCAUUCACUUCCUCGAAGAAGACUAUGCCGCCGCUGAGGAGCAUUUGACUGCAGCAUAUCGAAUAUGCCACGCUACCGCAUCGCCCAAGAAUGUGCGACUGAUACUGACAUACCUCAUCCCCACGAAGCUACUUACGUCGCAGAAGCUGCCAUCAAAGGCAAUGCUCUCACACGACCCCGAGCUGAACCGACUAUUCAGACCGGUCUGCGAUGCGAUACGGAGAGGAGAUCUCAAAGCAUUCACGGAAGCACUGGAGAGUGGCGAGGACGAGUUCGUGAAGCGGAGGAUAUAUCUAACGCUGGAGCGAGGGCGAGACAUGGUGCUUCGAAACAUAUUCCGCAAGGUUUUCUUGGCCAGCGGGUAUGAGCCAGCAAAGGAAGGUGAUACUGCACCUCCACAGCGAAGAACGCGCAUUCCCAUCGAUGAGUUUGCGGCAGCACUCCAGAUAUCGGGAGCCGAGGUUGGUGAUGGCAAUGGUGGGAUUGAUACGGAUGAGGUUGAGUGUUUGCUUGCGAAUGCAAUCUAUAAGAGUCUCAUGAAAGGAUACAUCGCAAGAGAAGCGAGGAAAGUCGUGCUCAGUAAAGGCGGUGCCUUUCCCGGAACAGGUGUAUGA
Molecule: messenger RNA, 1407 nt
Organism: Fulvia fulva
Lineage: Eukaryota; Fungi; Ascomycota; Dothideomycetes; Mycosphaerellales; Mycosphaerellaceae
Exons: 3
Coding region: 1-1407 (468 amino acids)
Biological process (GO): post-transcriptional tethering of RNA polymerase II gene DNA at nuclear periphery; poly(A)+ mRNA export from nucleus; transcription elongation by RNA polymerase II
Cellular component (GO): transcription export complex 2
Molecular function (GO): double-stranded DNA binding; RNA binding
Source: RefSeq, a predicted model, not a curated record